AUGGAGGCCAUGGACAAUAUCGUUCAAGGGUUUACUAAGAAUCUAGCGAUCUUGGAGGCUAAGGUUUUCAAGAUUGUAGGUGUUGAGGAGUUAAGUUCUUUGCAGGCUGAUCAUUUCCUUGUGGUUGGUGGUUUCCUCACAGCCAAGCCUUUCCAUAAGGAGGCGUUGUUUGGUCCUAUGAAGAAUAUUUGGCGUACACGAAAGGAUGUCACCGCGGUCCCUUUGGAUGCACCAGCGAGGUUUUUCUUCUCUUUUAAGUAUGAUCUUGAUCAUAGAAGAGUGUUGAGGAGUUCUCCCUAG
Prunus armeniaca (apricot) is the source of this 300-nucleotide messenger RNA. The record is from the annotation of a GenBank genome assembly. NCBI's taxonomy places the organism in Eukaryota, Viridiplantae, Streptophyta, Magnoliopsida, Rosales, Rosaceae.